Molecule: messenger RNA, 13472 nt
Organism: Loxodonta africana (African savanna elephant)
Lineage: Eukaryota; Metazoa; Chordata; Mammalia; Proboscidea; Elephantidae
Gene: SEMA6D
Product: semaphorin 6D
Exons: 27
Coding region: 7876-11082 (1068 amino acids)
Biological process (GO): axon guidance; positive regulation of cell migration; negative regulation of axon extension involved in axon guidance
Cellular component (GO): plasma membrane
Molecular function (GO): chemorepellent activity; semaphorin receptor binding
Source: RefSeq, a predicted model, not a curated record
CCUUGAUUACAAUCAAUGUUAAAAAUAAUUUAAAGGCUUAAACUCAAAUCUCUUGCCCUGAACUAAAGCAAACUAUCAAACAGACAAUGAUAAAUACUCAUCAUUUAAUCUUGGCCUUUUAAAAAGCACACUGGAUAUAAUGAAAAUCAGCAUAUUAGUACACUUACUGUGCUCCCAAUUAAGAUAUAAAUAGUGCAUAAAGCUUUAAAAUUUUCAUCAAAUUAAUGUUUCACUGACAUGCAAAUUAACUACUGACAUCUAAGGUGCUUGCCAUGUACUGUUUCCUAAUUGGCAGGUGAACCUCUGAGGGUUAUUUAUAGAUGACAUGGCAACAAAGCCCUCCAGUAAGUGCUCAUUGUGCAGCUCAACUCAAAUUGAUGUUUGAGCUUUGAUUCACUUCGCUUUUUUCAUAUCCUUAUUGAUUUUAAAGCAUCUCAGAAAUAAGCUAGCUGAGGUGCUAAAUAUAUAAUUAAUAACAUUUGGGCAUGGAAUUUGUCUUCAGAUAAUCCCUAAGAGAUUUGGAGACCAAUUGAAUAAUCCUCUCCAGCUUGUUGCGUUAUGAAUAACUCUUAGGACUGUGAAUUUCAACUCAAAGGUUUAGUAACAUUCAUUUCUAUCCAGAGCACACAAGAUAAGUAUUCACAAAGGAAAAGUGAGGAAGAAACUUGAACAUUUAGCAAGCGAAUUAAUUUUUAAGAGUAGCUGCCUCUAAAGAUCUAAGUGGAAAUCCUAUUUUAUUCUCUAUUGACAAUUGAGGCUUCUUUUAUCUCUACUUUGUAUUUUUUUUUUUUUUUUUGUAUUACAUUGUGUCUAUGAAGAAUGUAGCAAGGGAAUUAUAAUGUAUCUACAAUUCCCAAACUGUGUUAUUGGGUUCAAAUUUGGCCUUUCCUUUCCUUGUUACAUGUCUGUGCCUGCCUAAAGACAGAAUGACCAAGUGAAAAAUGGAAAAGAACGCCCUUCAUUUAUUCCAGACAUUUCUGGUAAACAUGUAUUUCUUGCAUGAUCUCCUAAGGCAGUCAAAGAUACAAAAAUUUUUAAUCCUUGCCUAUAAAAAUUUGACUUAUUAGAGAAGUUUACCAUUUAUUAACCUUUUAGCUAUUUUCUUCAUGCCCCACCCAACCUAAAAUGUCCUACUUUUUCUACCAAGUUGGUAAAAUACCUCUUUUCUUGAAGAUUUAAAAGGUACAUCCUUCUCGAAGGUAUCCCCAUGGUUAGAUUUAGAUUUGCCAUUCUUUUUUAUGUGUGUUUUAAACUCAUAAACAUGAAAAUGUUUUGAAAGGCAAAAAAAUCUGUAAAAAUAUAGCAUUUGUUAUAACUAUUAAUAUGAUCCCAAAGCUAAGGAGAUCAACCAAAUGUUGGAUCCAGGUAACAGGUGGAAGUAAAUACAUGUCUUAUUUUGAACAAUUUUUAACAGUAGUAGUUGGCUUGUUAUUGUUUAUCUACUAAUGUGGGUAAUGAGGUGAUAGUAUAGGCAUGAUCAAAGCAACUUGCUUUCCUUUUUCGAUUUUAUUUCUGUGUACACAGCCAGCCAGAGAUACGCUAUUUCAACAACUUCUACACACACGGUUCUGUCAUUGAUCAUAUUCUUCAAUCUCUGCUACUGUUCUCGCUACCCUUUCCCAACUCUUCCACCACCAUUAUCUUAAACUCACUGCCCCUUAAGCUUCCUGUCCAACCUUCCGAGUAAGGCAACUUGAGUUCUUGCUAACUAAGGUUUAUGAGGACGUCUAUCCCUUAAUUCGAAAAAAAUUCACUUACUUUCAUUAAUAUACAUUGAGUGAAGACUUUGUAUGUAUCAGGUAUUGAGAUAGGAAAUGAGCAUAAAAGAAAAAUAAAAUGCCCCGGCCCUGAAGGAAUUUAGAAUCAAAUGGAGAUAAAGAUCCUGAAUAACUGUGGUAAAUGAUACAAAUCAUAAUGGAAUAUUUGGGGAGCUCUGAGGAAGAGUGUAUGACCCAAUUUGGUGGGGGGUGAUCUGGGAAAGUUUAGUGGGGAAUUUAAAGGUAAAAGGACAAAUGGAGAUUUAGCAGGUGGAGACGCAGUGGAUGGGAACCUCUGGCACAGAUCUAUGCGAGAAAAAGCCCAUCACCGUUGAGUCGAUUCCAACUCACAGUAGGGCAGAGUAGAAUUGCCCCGUAAGGCUUCCAAGGAGUGACUGGUGUAUUUAAGCUGCAGACCUUUUGGUUAGGAGCCAGACUCUUAACCACUGUGUCACCUAAUUAAAUCCAACUCUCCUGUUAUGUACCUGUACCUGUGCAACUGAAUGUGUCUAAAGAAAAAUACACAAACAUGCUGACUUGUAUCAUUUUAUAUUCAUUACUCUUAAAUGGACGCUUGACGUUAUCACAUGAUCUUACUCUAUAUUUCCUUCCUCUAUUCACUCGCCUAGAAGACCAUGUCAUAACUUUCUCUUCUCUCCUUCAAUGCUCAGUAUCUCCUGUCUACACCCUCACUAUCAGUUGAAGACCUUGUUUCCUAUUCACUGAGAAAAUUGAAAGCAUUCAGAAAACACUUCCAUGGACACCCACCCCAUCUAUCCGUCUACCGGUAUCUGUUCCUACAGUCUGCCUUCUUGCAGGUUCUCUCAUACAACACUGGUGGAAUUUUAACAGGUGUCAUCUUAGUGAAAUGCAGUGUAGAAAUAUGUAAAUGCAUUUGAUCAUUGAAUAAAACCAUUUCUUUAGACCAAGAACGUCCAUUUUUAGAUGUUUGUCUUUGGGAAAUAAUCAGGGUAGCAAUCAAAGAUGUAUGGGAAGGGUGUUGCUUGGAGUAGUCAAAAAAUGUGAACUAGCACACUUGCCUAGAGAUAGGAGAAACAACAGAUAAACUGCAGCAUGUUCUUAUGAUAGAAUGCUAAUCAUCACUGUUAGGGUAUGGGGAGAACUGGACUUGGCUUUUUGUCUUUUUUUCCUGAAAAUAGCCCUUGGAAUUUCUUGAAUAAUCAAGGUGACUUUGCCCUUCUAAAAUAGGAAACACUUAAACACCUGCACUGAGUUGGCAGCCACCAACUUAUCACCUGACAGCUAACUUCAAGAAGGGAAGGAUGACAUGAUGCAAUCAAUUGUGCAUAUUCAUUUAUUAGACCAAUCAUAACUAUGCAUUAAGGCCCCAGUCAUGCAUAUACAUUGAGGCCCCAAUGACUGUUGUAAAGAACCCUGGGCCUUGGAGCUUCCUUCUGAGCUUCUAGAUUGAUAGUGCAUGUGGGAGGACCACCAAGUCUCUGGGAACAUGAAGCUCUGUGCCAAAAACUCUUUUGGACCUCACCUGUAGAUCCUUUGUGUGUAUCCUUUUGUGGUUGUGUUAAAAAUGUUAUAGUGAGUGUACCCCUUUCCCUGAGUUCUCUGAGUCUUUCUAGGGGAUUAUUGAACUCACCUGGGGCCGUGACAGACUACUUGGCAGUUGAUUAGAAGGACAGAGUCCUAAUUUGUGGAGACCUCAGUCUUGGAUGGGGAGAAGAGGUCUGUGCAGAGUCGUUUUGUGUAAAGACCUAACUCUGGGUGGUUAGGGUCAGAGAGAGAGAAAAUGCCAUGUGGGUGGCUGAUGUCAGACAUGGGGUAGUGGGAGAGCAGGGAUGUGAAUUAUCUUUGCAUUUUGGGGAUUGGUGUUACAUCAGCUACUAUUAACACAAUCAUGUAAAAGCAUUUUUUUCAAAAAAUAAAUAUUGACAAGAUGAAAGUAAAUAUAUAACGUAAAAAGGACAAAAAAGCAAAACUGUACAAAAUGUACAAUACAGUUGUCAUGAAUUGAAUUGUGUCUCCCAAAAAUAUGUGUCAACUGGGUUAGGCCAUGAUUCCUAGUAUCGUGUGGUUGUGCUCCAUUUUGGGAUUGAUGUAAUUUUCGUAUGUGUUGUAAAUCCUAAUCUCUGCCUGUGGUUAAUGAGGCAAGAUCAGAUUAUGUUAAAGAGGAUUAGGGUGGGGUGUAGCACCUUACUCAGGUCACAUCCCUCAUCCAAUGUAAAGGGAGUUUCCCUGGGGUGUGGCCUGCAUCGCCUUUUAUCCUAGAAGAGAUAAAAGGGAAGCAAGCAGAGAGUGAGGGACCUCAUACCACCAAGAAAGCAGCUGCAGGAGCAGAGGGCAUCCUUUGGGCCUGGGGUUCCUGCUUGGAGAAAUCCCUACUCGAGGGGAAGAUUGAUGACAAGGACCUUCCUCCAGAGCUGACAGAAAGAGAAAGAGAAAGGCUUUCCCUGGAGCUGAUGCCCUGAAUUUGAACUUCGAGCCUACUAGACUGUGAGAGAAUAAAUUUCUCUUUGUUAAAGCCAUCCACUUGUGGUAUUUCUGUUAUAGCAGCACUAGAUAACUAACAAUUUUGUGCAUGUGCAUAGAAAAGACCAGAAAAAUGAAAGGACCACGUCAAAAGGUUGCCUCAUUGGAUAUUGAGCAAAUCCAUUGAAAAGGUGUCUUGCUUGUAAGAGAAAACUUCUUGUUGGGAAAACCCUGGUGACAUAGAAAAUGUCCCCUGAAUAAACACAGUAGUGAAAGCCUUCUCUGUGGUGUGAUUCCGUAGUCACUGAAAGAUCCACCCCUGCCGUGCACCAUCCUUGUCUGCCAUAUUCAAUCCACCACCAAGACCCAAGACCUUACUGCUAACCUACUGCCGUAAAGUACACCACAAAUCCAUCUAUUUCUUACCAUCUCUGUUUCUACCCUUUUGGUCUAAGACACCAUCAUUUUUGCACUAGAUCACUGUCUUAGCUUCCAGCAGGUUCUUCCCACACAUAUUCUUGCAGAAAUGAUUAUCCUAGAGGCUGAAUUGCCCAGUGGUUAAAGUUUGGACCCAGCGGACAGGCUGCCUGCAUAUGAAUCCCAGCACUGCUGCUCACUAGCUGUUUGGCCUGGCAGAUUACUUCACCUCUCUUGACUCCAUUUUCUCAUCUGUGAAAAUUAGGAUGUUAAUACCUACCUUGUAAGGUAGUUACGAGAGCAGUGGUGGUUCCGUGGUAGACUUCUCACCUUCUAUGCAGGAGACACAGGUUCAGUUCCUGGCCAGCGCACCUCCUACGCGGCUGUCACCGAUCUCUCAGUGAAGGCGCGUGUGUUGCCACGGUGCAGAGCAGGCUUCAGUGGGGCUUCUGGACAGUGACGGGUCAGGAGGAAGGGCCCGGCGAUCAUCUGAUCUACGGAAAUCAGUCCAAUCCGCAGUGGUGGGUCAGGAGGAAGGGCCCGGCGAUCAUCUGAUCUACGGAAAUCAGUCCAAUCCGCAGUGGUGGGUCAGGAGGAAGGGCCCGGCCAUCAUCUGAUCUACGGAAAUCAGUCCAAUCCGACACCGACUGUGGGGAUGGCACGGGACUAGGUAGGACUGUUGUGCAUGGGGUUGCCGCGAGUCUGUGCCGACUCAGUGGCAACUAACAACAACAACAAAGGUUGUUAUACGGAUUCAAUGAGUUCCUGGCGUAGACUAAGUACUAGCACGUAUUAACUAUUUCUCUUAAGACCUGAGCUAGAUCGUAUUUUUCCUUGUUUUAACUCUUCAGGGGCCGCGUGUUGCACUCGGCAUGGGAUCCUUACCGUGGUCUGUAUCGGCUUCAACUCCUGCUCUCUCACGUGCUCAGUGUUUGCCCGGAAGGACCUGCUCGGUCUUGUUGCGGGGCCUUUGCACAUGCUGUCCCCGCUGCCGGGAGCGCUCUUGCUUGACUGUCCCCGUGGCUGCUGCUUGUCCUUUGGGUCUCAGCUUCUGCUGCCUCCGCUGAGCACUCUUCUCUGACUUGUAGUCUUUUAAAGGACGCCUUCUGAUAUGUUUUUUUUCCACGCUACAUCUCUUACUAUUUCUGUAAUUGAACUUUAUCAUAAUGUGGUCUUAUUUGUGUUUUGUUAACUUUUUAAUCUCCUCUAUUUCAUCACUAGAAUUUAAAUUCAUGAAACAAGGAUAAUGCCAUUCAUGAUGAGAUUCGUUUUCCCCAAUACCUAGCAGAGGGCCAGGCACAUAGUAGUCAGGUAAAAAUAAUGCAGGAAAGGAAGGACGGACAGACGGAUGGAUGGACGGAUGCCUGGAUGGAUACCUGAGAUUCUAACCGUUAUAAUCAUGGCAUUGAUUUAUGGGAAGAAUAACUUCAUAUGUGCAAGGUUGAUAUGUCACUAAGGGGAUAAAAAAAAAAAAAAGGGAUAUAGCAGGUUAAUUGAUUAACACUCAUUGUCACUUUAGCUCUGGUAUACAGGGCCUUAAAAAUACUUGUCAGAACACAGGUGGAUUUUGAAAGAGGUGGAGAGUUUGAGAGUGGCAAGGAGAGUGGCGAGGGGAGUGACGAGUUAGGAACACGCUAGACUGAAGAUGCCUCGGUCAGGGCAGGCCUUUGUGGAAACCAGCCCUGGCGAUGUGGCAGUGUUGGGGUGUUGAUAGUCCAGGCAUUCAAGAGGAAAUAUCAGAUCAGCAUCUCAAAAAGAACCAGGUAAAAAAUACUAUGUAAAGUAAGUUCUACAGCAAUUUAGGAGCCCUGGUGGCACAGUGAUUAAGAGCUUGGCUGCUAACCAAAAGGUCGGCAGUUCAAAUCCACCGGCCACUCUUUGGAAACCCUGUGGGGCAGUUCCACUCUGUCCUAUGGGGUUGCUGUGAGUGGGAAUCAACUUGAGGGCAGUGGGGUUGGUUGGUUGGUUGGUUGGUUGGUUGUUUUUUUAUAGCAGUUUACUUCUUAGCUUGAGAUUGUCGAAUAAAGAUCUGCACACACAAUGCAAAAUAUGUUGAUGAAAGGUAGUUUUAAAAACAAAGCUAGUUAUUUGAUGUCAGGAAAUAACAAGGCUGAUUUGCCUUCUUUGAUUCACCUGGUUUUUAAAAUGGAAGUCAGUCAAACCUGAGUAUAUGUGAGUGUGUGUGUCUAUCUUUGCAGACAAACUUUUUUUUUUCUCCAGGUAGAAAAACACUUUGUGUGGAGAAGGCUCUUGUCAUGUACUGCUUUUGAUCAUAAAAUGAUACGGGCGUGGGAAGUUUCAUAUCAAGUGAUGUUCCCUUUCUCUUGCCAGGAGGUGUCAGUACAGUUCACUUAGGUGCUCUAGUACAUUCUGUAGCAUUUUAUCAGAAUGUCGGUUCCCACCCACCAAGUUCUCUGCUAAGUUACCUAUAGGCAAUUCGACUUAUAAAUAAUUCUUUCCAGGUGGCUAUUUCUCCUCAAAACAAAUAUUCUUAUGAGAAACUAGUUGAACACGUAAAGACUUGUUUAAUACUCUGAAAACGAAAUGUAUUCUGACUUUUCAGUGUUGAGUGGGGCAGUGGAGAGAAGAAAAACAACGAGCAGGAUGAAGGAGAAGAGGCAGAUGUAGAGAAAGGUGGAAAGAAAAGUGAAACCAAGUAUUUCCAGUGCUGGAACACAGCUGGAAGUUCCCUGAGCACACUUCUCUCUCAUGGCAUCUGGAUGCAUGUCUUCUUCCCUUCCUGGACUGGCAAUUCCUUGAGGUGCCAGAGUUCUUCUGUUUCCUCCCAGUCACACGCUGAGCUCGUUUAGCAGGAUUUGGCUGUGCUGAAGGUUAAACUCUCUUUCUGAGAUAGCCUCCCCACCAUCACCGCUUCCAGAUAACACCAUGCUUUCGUUCAGUCCAAAUGUACAUAUCCCCUUGGAUCUCCAACCUGAGCAUAUGCCAGCUGACAUGGGAACACUGAGGCCAGCAAUUUAAGGAUUUUCAAGUUUGCUUGCAGUGAAUGCAGAGUCCUGGAUCUCUUAGACACAUACUGGCAGCCUGGAGCCUAGGGAAGCCCAAGACUCCUAACGGUAAUCACUGGCCAUAGACCUUUCAGCCUAAAAAGGAUGAUGGAAUCAUUAUCUGAGAUGGAACACAAAGCAGAACGGACCACCGAUUGAUACUUAACAGGCUUUUGACAGACAAACCAACCUUCUCCAAGGUAGCUCCCUGGGAUUUCCGAGGAGGGGCUGCUCUGAGCUCAUCUUGGCCCACCAUGAAGUCCCUCCUUUGUGCCUACAUGCUCCUGCUUAUGACUUCCCAGCUGAGGGCAGUCAGCUUUCCUGAAGAUGACGAGCCCCUUAACACCGUUGACUACCACUAUUCAAGGCAAUAUCCAGUUUUUAGAGGACGCCCUUCAGGCAAUGAAUCGCAGCACAGGCUGGACUUUCAGCUGAUGUUGAAAAUUCGAGACACACUUUAUAUUGCUGGCAGGGACCAAGUUUAUACAGUGAACUUAAAUGAAAUCCCCAAAACAGAAGUAAUACCAAGCAAGAAACUGACAUGGCGGUCAAGACAACAGGAUCGCGAGAACUGUGCCAUGAAAGGCAAACACAGAGAUGAAUGCCACAACUUUAUUAAAGUAUUUGUUCCAAGAAACGAUGAGAUGGUGUUCGUUUGUGGUACCAAUGCGUUUAAUCCCAUGUGUAGAUACUACAGGUUGAAUACCUUAGAGUAUGAUGGGGAAGAAAUCAGUGGCCUGGCAAGAUGCCCAUUUGAUGCCAGACAAACCAACGUUGCCCUCUUUGCCGAUGGGAAGCUGUAUUCUGCCACAGUCGCUGACUUCCUGGCUAGUGAUGCUGUUAUUUAUCGAAGCAUGGGCGAUGGAUCUGCCCUUCGCACAAUCAAAUAUGAUUCCAAAUGGAUAAAAGAGCCACACUUUCUUCAUGCCAUAGAGUAUGGAACCUAUGUCUAUUUCUUCUUUCGAGAAAUUGCCGUAGAACAUAACAAUUUAGGCAAGGCUGUAUAUUCCCGUGUGGCCCGUAUAUGUAAAAAUGACAUGGGUGGCUCCCAGCGGGUCCUGGAGAAGCACUGGACUUCCUUUCUAAAGGCUCGGCUCAACUGUUCUGUCCCCGGAGAUUCGUUUUUCUACUUUGAUGUUCUGCAGUCUAUAACAGACAUAAUACAGAUCAAUGGUGUCCCCACUGUGGUUGGCGUGUUCACCACACAACUCAACAGCAUCCCUGGCUCUGCGGUAUGUGCAUUCAGCAUGGAUGACAUUGAAAAAGUAUUCAAAGGACGGUUUAAAGAGCAGAAAACUCCAGAUUCUGUUUGGACAGCGGUCCCUGAAGACAAAGUACCAAAGCCAAGGCCUGGCUGUUGUGCAAAGCAUGGCCUUGCUGAAGCUUAUAAAACCUCCAUCGAUUUCCCUGAUGAAACCCUGUCGUUCAUCAAGUCCCACCCCCUGAUGGACUCUGCCGUUCCCCCCAUUGCUGACGAGCCCUGGUUCACAAAGACUCGGGUCAGGUACAGACUGACAGCCAUCGCCAUCGACCACUCUGCCGGACCCUACCAGAACUACACAGUCAUCUUCGUUGGCUCUGAAGCUGGCAUGGUACUUAAAGUUUUGGCAAAGACCAGUCCUUUCUCUUUGAAUGACAGUGUAUUACUGGAAGAAAUUGAAGCUUACAACCACGCAAAGUGCAAUGCUGACAGUGAGGAGGACAGAAAAGUCAUCUCAUUGCAACUAGAUAAAGAUCACCAUGCUUUAUAUGUGGCAUUCUCUAGCUGUGUGAUUCGGAUCCCCCUCAGUCGCUGUGAACGCUAUGGAUCAUGUAAAAAGUCUUGUAUUGCAUCUCGUGACCCAUAUUGCGGCUGGUUAAGCCAGGGAGCCUGUGGUAGAGUGACCCCGGGGAUGCUCGUUGGAGGAUAUGAACAAGACACCGAAUAUGGCAACACGGCCCACCUGGGGGACUGCCAUGAAAUUUUGCCUACUUCAGCUACACCAGAUUACAAAAUAUUUGGAGGUCCAACAUCUGACAUGGAGGUAUCUUCGUCUUCUGUUACCACAAUGGCAAGUAUCCCAGAAAUUACACCUAAAGUGAUUGAUUCCUGGAAACCUAAACUGACGAGCUCCCGGAAAUUUGUAGUUCAAGAUGACCCCAAUACUUCUGACUUUACUGAUCCUUUCUCAGGUGUUCGAUGGGAAGUCCAGUCUGGGGAGUCCAACCAGAUGGUCCACAUGAACGUCCUCAUCACCUGUGUCUUUGCCGCUUUUGUUUUGGGUGCAUUCAUUGCAGGUGUGGCAGUGUAUUGUUAUCGUGACAUGUAUGUUCGGAAAUCCAGAAAGAUCCAUAAAGAUGCAGAAUCUGCCCAGUCGUGCACCGACUCCAGUGGAAGUUUUGCCAAACUGAAUGGUCUCUUCGACAGUCCAGUUAAGGAAUAUCAACAGAAUAUCGAUUCUCCCAAGCUGUACAGUAACCUGCUAACCAGUCGGAAAGAGCUGCCACCCAAUGGAGACACUAAAUCCAUGGUGGUGGACCAUCGAGGCCAACCUCCAGAGCUGGCUGCCCUCCCCACACCCGAGUCUACACCUGUGAUGCACCAGAAGACCCUGCAGGCCAUGAAGAGCCACUCAGACAAGGCCCACGGCCAUGGAGCUUCAAGAAAAGAAGCCUCCCAGUUUUUUCCUUCUAGUCCUCCGCCUCACUCCCCCUUAAGUCAUGGGCACAUCCCCAGUGCCAUUGUUCUCCCUAAUGCUACUCAUGACUACAACACGUCUUUCUCAAACUCCAAUGCUCACAAAGCUGAAAAGAAGCUUCAAAACAUUGACCACCCUCUUACAAAGUCAUCCAGCAAAAGGGAUCACCGGCGUUCCGUAGAUUCCAGAAAUACCCUCAAUGAUCUCCUGAAGCAUCUAAAUGACCCAAAUAGUAACCCCAAAGCCAUCAUGGGAGACAUCCAAAUGGCCCACCAGACCCUAAUGCUGGAUCCUGUGGGAACUAUGUCUGAGGUCCCACCUAAGGUCCCUAACCGGGAGGCAUCCCUGUACUCUCCUCCUUCAACUCUUCCCAGAAAUAGCCCAACCAAGCGAGUGGACGUCCCCACCACUCCUGGAGUCCCAGUGACUUCUCUGGAAAGACAAAGGGGCUAUCACAAAAAUUCCUCGCAGAGGCACUCUAUAUCGGCUAUGCCUAAAAAUGUAAACUCACCAAAUGGUGUUUUGUUAUCCAGACAGCCCAGUGUUAACCGUGGAGGAUACAUGCCCACCGCCACAGGGGCAAAGGUGGACUAUAUUCAGGGGACACCAGUGAGUGUUCACCUGCAGCCUUCCGUCUCCAGGCAGAGCAGUUACACCAGUAAUGGCACCCUCCCUAGGACGGGACUAAAGAGGACACCGUCCUUAAAACCUGAUGUGCCACCAAAGCCUUCAUUUGUUCCUCAAACCACGUCAGUCAGACCACUGAACAAAUACACUUACUAGGCCUCAAGUAUGCUAUUCCCAUGUGGCUUUAUCCUGUACAUGUUGUUGAGAGGAUAAUGUCGUAAGGGUAUCUUAAGACAAGAGACUCACUUGUAUUUUAAGAGAGCCAAGUGGCCAAAGCAACUUUCUAACUUUGGCAACAUCAGAACUUGCCACAUGUAGCUACUGCAGCAAGGCUUCUGAGUACUUGCCCCAAAACAAAGGAAGGUGCUGGUCAUUCCAUUUCUUUUGUUUGAAGCUAAAGAGAUGGGUAGCCCUGAGGGGCUGCCUCACCAGUAUAAAGAGCUGAUACAGUACUCAGAAGAAUCUGUAAGCAAAUACUUGAAAAUGGGUUCAGUUUAGACUGCCAUUCCGCGUGGUCUUCCCAUUAAAUGUGAACAUUUUAAUAUGUAUGCAUUCACCUUGCCUCUUGCACAAAUGUCAGAAAAAGAUGGUUAUGUCUCAAAGAAACACGAACUUGUAGAUUACCAAGCAAUUUGCUAAAAACUGUCUUUGACUCAAACUGUAGCAUUUUUUUUCAUGUGUGGCAUUUUUUUUCAUGUGUGGCAUUUUUUUUCAUGCCACCCACAAACUGUUCAGAGUGCGUGUAUGUGUGCGUGUGUGUGUGCGUGUGUGUUCUGUACGCACUAGGACUUGUGUAGAUGUCCAGUGCAUCCUUUGUGCUAUGGAGUUGUUUACAUUAAGCAUGACUGAACAAAAGACAAUAGCUUCUUCCCACAGCAGUCCAUUGGGUUCAGCUUUGAGAACAAAAGAAAAUUGAGGUUCAUUUGAUCAUCAAAAUGAUAAACUUGACGUACAUGGUACCAAUGCCAGAAUGUAAGAUUUCUAAGUGAUUUUGUGCUGCUAUUCAUUGAAACUUCUAUUACAGUCUUGCCAGCUUAGGGAGAUGUAGAUGUUAAGAGGUAUCCUUGAUUUAUCCACCAGUAUUAUUCCGUAGUAAAAUUUACCUGUCCACUGUGAACCCAAGCCUGAGUCACUCUAUUUAACCUUGGACACACUAAUGUUUUAUUUUGAUUGUGUUCAGAUUUUCCCACGUAGUCAAAUUUCUCCUCCUUUUACUUCUCCUACCCCCAAAGUAAAACCAACAAUAAUAAAAGAUAAACAAAAUUGUAACUGGCAUAACAAACAGUCCGCGAAACCUAGCAGUGGUGUGAUCAUGUUGUCAAUGUUGUGUUGUGUGAGAACUUUCUCCCAAGUCAUGCAGGUAAUGACAGUAUACUGUAAAUAUUCCAUGUGAGUUUACCUGGAUCUGUGCAUUUUGUGCCUUAUUCAUGAGAAUGAUAGAAGUCCUAGAAUAUGUCAAGUGCUUUCAGGACAGCACAUCAUUACUGAAUGCCAGUUGUAAAUGUUUUCAACCAGCACCUGAAAAGACUUUUUAAAAAAUCAUAAAACACAAUCUAGAACAACUAAUUGUAAUACAAUCCACCCGAAUAGCAGCAUUACACCCUUUGCCGUGAUGAACAUUCCACUUCUCCUUUCCUAAGGAUGAAACAGUGAUAAUGUGAAGUCAAAUGAGGUUUCCCGGGUAGUGUGACACUUGCUGAAACCAUGCAGAGUCAUUUAUACAUAGUUCUGCAGAAACCACUUAUGGCUGGUGGUGUGCAACCCGAUGGCUGUUUCGCUUGAUAUGCUGCACACCACACAAUUGUUUACUGAACCUAAUCUAGAAAGUACCAAGGCAGAGGCAUGCUCCUGGCUCACUCAGACAAAUAAGUUCAGCUGAUUUCUCCUGAUAACGCUGAUGAUAUGUAUUACUCGGGGGAGAACGGUUUGCAAAGACCAGAGCAUUUUUAUGCAGUAUGUAGAACACUGAUAUGGUUAUUCUUUUCCUGUGAAAAUACUGUUUUGUAAAGAACAUGAUUCCCUGAGAUCUCUGGAAGCUCAAAAGCUAAAACUUCUGUUCUUGAAACCCUUCAACUAAAAUAUUACAGAUCAAUAAUAAAUUAAACCAGUCAACAGUAAACACUGCUCAGUCCACCAACUACAGACAUGUUUGAAUUCACCUUACCAAUAUUAAUCCCAGCGUGUGUACAAUGGAACGGUAACUCUGUGUGAACCCGGAUAACACUUUGUAACAUUGUGCGCCUUGUAGUUUGUAAUGUGAGUUCUAUCAGUAUUUAUGUUGAAAUUUCUAACAUUAAAUCUAGUCUCUAUCCUGUUAAUUUAAUUUCUAAAUGCUUUAUCCAUUUGUGCAAAGGUAAACGCAGAUUGUAUCUUUUUUAAUGGUACGGCAUAAAAAAGUCACCCUAAAGUGAAGUGGCUCUAUACUGUUUAUAGAGUACUUUAACAUGUAUAGAUAUCUUGUAAACUUGUACUGUGGAUGUGUAAAUAAUAUGUACUUUGGGUUUUUAACACCGCAUGUAAAGUCAAAAUAAAAUAUCCAAAUCAUU